CGGCCGGCAAGCCGUCGAUAGACGGACUUCACCAAGUCUAAGUACAUCACGAUUGUGACUUCGUGGCGCGUUGAGCACACGUGAUACUGCCCUCUGUGCACGUGAUCCUCUUCUGGUAGAGUUGGGGGUGCGGAGAACAAUGAGCAGCAUUUCCAUAGUUCGUCGAGAUGAAGACUAAGAACAAACAAACAAAGUUCCCCGUUGCACGAAUCAAGAAGAUUAUGCAGAAAGAUGAGGAAGUCGGGAAGGUUGCGCAAGCUACGCCAGUGGUCAUUUCGAAAGCAUUGGAAUUGUUCCUGGCUAUGAUUGUGGAGGAGGCGGCUAAAGUCACGGUUGAACGGGGGGCAAAGAAGGUUGAAGCUUAUCACUUAAAGCAUGCGAUCGAAACAACAGAGAUGUUGGAUUUCUUAAAGGAAAUAGUUGAAUCUGUACCCGACCCUUCGGCGGGCGGUACCAUCGACCUACAAGCUGAGGCAGCAGAAAACGCGAAGCGAAAGAGGAGCAAAGCGAAGAAAAACGGGGUGGCAUCUGGGGAUGGCCCAAAGAGGCGGCGGAAAAAGAAAGAGGAUGUUGACAUGGAGGGUGUGCCAGAAGAGACGAUGGGAGAAGUAAAGUCUGAGGAAGGAGAUCCUCGAAUGGAAGACGAUGAUGAUGCCCGUGAAGAGUCAUCGUCUCGUCCCCGGCACCGACGGAGUGAUGAUGGCGAGGAUGACAUGCCAUACGUACCGCGGUGACAAAGGUGUUCGGUGUGAAGUGUGCGCUGUAACAGCUUUGUGAUAUUUAUCAUUCUCAUCAUAUCCCAUAUCCCUUCGUCCAUCAUAUCUGACCAGUUGUACUGUACAGCAUAAUCUAGGACCUACACAAGUUCUGCCUCCCCUCGAGCAACCAAUUGCUCCACCACCGAAUACGGGGUCAAAGAUAUAUGUCCUUUCCGCAUAUCUAAUGCGGUCCCACUGUAGUCUGAUUAGAGAAAUCGACGUCGGUCAAUAUUCAGCAACAUACUCUGGCAGCCGCACUGGUGGACAGUCCUGUCGAGCAAGUACAAAGACUGCACGACCCUUAUCUGGUUCAGUAACUAGAUGCUAUUGUGAGUACCACUCUUCUCGGUGAAACGUUGACGUCCAUACCCAUAGAAGGUACAAAAGGAGGU
This is a messenger RNA of Suillus fuscotomentosus, 1150 nucleotides long. RefSeq names its product histone-fold-containing protein. The coding region runs from base 168 to 734 and encodes 188 amino acids. Gene Ontology annotation, biological process: negative regulation of transcription by RNA polymerase II; positive regulation of transcription by RNA polymerase II; transcription by RNA polymerase II. NCBI's taxonomy places the organism in Eukaryota, Fungi, Basidiomycota, Agaricomycetes, Boletales, Suillaceae. The transcript has 4 exons. Gene Ontology annotation, molecular function: transcription corepressor activity; core promoter sequence-specific DNA binding; transcription coactivator activity. Gene Ontology annotation, cellular component: nucleus; negative cofactor 2 complex. The record is from RefSeq and is a predicted model, not a curated record.